Microtus oregoni (creeping vole) is the source of this 3855-nucleotide messenger RNA. RefSeq names its product polypeptide N-acetylgalactosaminyltransferase 4 (gene Galnt4). Bases 246 to 1994 code for a protein of 582 amino acids. The transcript has a single exon. The record is from RefSeq and is a predicted model, not a curated record. NCBI's taxonomy places the organism in Eukaryota, Metazoa, Chordata, Mammalia, Rodentia, Cricetidae. Gene Ontology annotation, cellular component: Golgi apparatus.
GUUCUGAGACGAGCAGGAGGAAGUGGGGACCGACCAGUUGAGCUGCACCGGAGGCCGAGGAGCAAGGGGGGCGGGGGUCUCAAGUGACCCCCGGGAAACUCCGGUGUCCUGGAAGGAGCCCAGCGCCUACAUGAAAGGAGGGACGUGGUUGGAAGGUCGCCCCUACCUGAGCCGGGAACUCCAGCUACUGGGUCCGCAGCACUUCCCCCGCGUGCUGGCUGGGUGGCCGCGUCUACGCACGACCCAUGAGGAUCCGGAUGGCCGUGAGGUGGACCUGGGCAGGCAAGAGCUGCCUGCUGCUGGCGUUUUUAACACUGGCUUAUAUCCUGGUGGAGUUCUCCGUCUCCACUUUGUAUGCCUCCCCAGAAGCCGGCCAUGCCAAGGAGCUGGGGCCAAGGCGGCGCUCAGACAUUGAGACGGGGGAAGAGGAUUUGUCUCAGCCUCUUUAUAUAAAGCCCCCUGCAGAUUCCCAUGCUCUUGGAGAAUGGGGGAGGGCCAGCAAAUUGCAGCUCAAUGAGGGUGAACUGAAACAGCAAGAAGAACUCAUUGAGAGAUAUGCCAUUAAUAUUUACGUCAGUGACAGGAUCUCCCUGCACCGCCACAUAGAGGAUAAAAGAAUGCCCGAGUGUAAAGCCCAGACGUUCCACUACAGGUCGCUUCCCACCACCUCCGUUAUCAUCGCCUUCUACAACGAAGCCUGGUCCACUCUGCUUCGAACCAUUCACAGCGUUCUAGAAACGUCACCUGCGGUACUCUUGAAGGAGAUCAUCUUGGUCGAUGACUUGAGUGACAGAGUUUAUUUGAAGUCGCAACUCGAAACUUACAUCAGUAAUCUCGAUAGAGUGCGCCUGAUUAGAACGAAUAAGAGAGAGGGGCUGGUCCGGGCCCGCCUCAUUGGGGCCACUUUUGCCACUGGGGAUGUUCUCACGUUCCUGGAUUGCCACUGUGAGUGUAACACUGGUUGGUUGGAGCCACUUUUAGAAAGAAUUAGUAACGAUGAAACAGCAAUCGUAUGCCCUGUUAUUGAUACUAUCGAUUGGAAUACUUUUGAAUUCUACAUGCAGACUGGGGAGCCCAUGAUCGGUGGGUUUGACUGGCGCCUAACAUUUCAGUGGCAUUCUGUCCCCAAACAUGAACGGGACAGGCGAACAUCAAGAAUCGACCCCAUCCGGUCACCCACCAUGGCAGGAGGCCUGUUUGCCGUGAGCAAGAAGUAUUUUCAGUACCUGGGAACCUACGACACGGGCAUGGAAGUAUGGGGAGGGGAAAACCUUGAGCUGUCUUUCCGGGUUUGGCAGUGCGGCGGCAAACUGGAGAUCCACCCAUGUUCUCAUGUGGGCCACGUGUUCCCCAAGCGGGCGCCAUAUGCUCGCCCCAAUUUCCUACAGAAUACGGCGAGGGCUGCCGAAGUCUGGAUGGACGAAUACAAAGAGCAUUUCUAUAACCGAAACCCACCAGCUCGGAAAGAGGCCUAUGGCGAUAUUUCUGAAAGGAAGCUGCUGAGGGAGCGGCUGAAAUGCCAGAGCUUCGACUGGUAUUUGAAAAAUGUGUUUUCUAACUUACAUGUCCCUGAGGAUAGACCUGGCUGGCACGGAGCUAUUCGCAGCAUGGGCAUCUCUUCCGAGUGCUUAGACUAUAAUGCUCCUGACAGCAACCCGACAGGUGCUAACCUUUCCUUGUUUGGAUGCCACGGUCAAGGAGGCAAUCAAUUCUUUGAAUACACUUCCAACAAAGAAAUCCGAUUUAAUUCUGUGACUGAAUUAUGUGCGGAGGUCCCCGAACAAAAGACUCAUGUAGGGAUGCAAAACUGUCCCAAGGAUGGUCUCCCUACCCCUGUCAACAUCAUUUGGCUUUUUAAAGAAGACGGCACGAUUUUUCACCCUCACACAGGACUGUGCCUUACUGCUUUCCGGACAGCCGAAGGCCGACCCAGUGUGCAGAUGAAAACAUGUAACGCCCUUGAUAAAAACCAGCUCUGGCGUUUUGAGAAAUAGACAACAGCAGGAGACCAUCUUCUGUUUGGGAGCUGACAGUAGUAGCUCCUGGAAAGUCAGAGUGACCAGUGAUGAUUGUAUUCUUCCUAGAAGUCACCCAGAAGCUGGCCCUGAGAACACUGGCAAGCCACGGUUCAUGUGGUGACGUCCCUCUGAAGCUGGGUGCCCAGAGCAUCACUGCUCAAUCUUUCAAAGUGCCUUCUUUCCUCGGGGCUUGUUCUAUUUAAGAAGCUUUGUUUAUGUGGUCCCCUACUUCUCUUCAAAGAAGCUGCUGUGAAUUGAGAUGCACAAAACACUUAGGUGUGGGCUGUGGGUGUAGCUCAGCAGCGGGUGCAAGACCCUGCGCCGGACACACGGCGCCACAAAAUGCAUACUUGAGUGCAAGACUUAAUAUUAAAGAAUGUAAAAGCCCAAGCAAAAUGGGGUAUGAUUCAUGCUGAUUGGUAAAUUCAUUGCUUAGCCUUUUCUUUUUGUUGUUGUUUUUUUUUAUCAAAGCUUGUGAAUGUGUAAUUAGAGCUAUUACUGUUUUGAUUAUGUAGGGUUUGAAUUUCUUUUAGUCAGUUUGUUUGAGGUUUUUAGAAACGAAUUUGUCUUUGAUCAGAUAGAAGUAGAGGAAAUUUGAUCUUGAGAAAAAGGCCUGAGGUUGAUAUAUGUUUCAUUGGAAGAGGAGACUGGUCCGAAUGCAAGUUUGGAGGUUGUUUUUUUUUUUUUUUUUUUUUGACAGUUAUCUCAGAAACUUAGACUCUGGGCCAGAUGAGAUGCUGGGACAUUCACAUCCCGUGCUUUGUAAGCGUGAGCUAUUGGACCUGUGUAUUGAUACCUCGAUACCUCCCGUCGCUGGCUCUGCAGGCCGUCCACUCUGUGAAUGGGUCUGUGCGGUGUAGGGCAUCUUCUGACUACCCUUCCUUAGGCUGUGAGUGGACCAGAGUGGGGCUCAUUCAGAAUACUGCGCCUCCCUCUGUUAGCGCCUCACUUAAACAGGACUGGGGCCUCUCUGAGGUCAACCCCAAAUGUGCUCGCUGAAAUGGGUGAAACUGAAAGUGUCCCAGGCCUGCAAAGAGUGUUCAGCUCGCCUGACUUCUAGCUCACCAGGAAAUUUGGAGAAUUCUCUUAAGAUCGCAAGGGAAGAAAGACUGUGUUGGUAGUUGUCGGUUGCUGCCUGCCAGCUCACUGCUAACCCGUGGCAGCCUGGCAGCUCUCACAGCAGAAGGAUGGCCUUGAGUCAUUCAUCUUGCUGGGGCCUCAGAUUUCUUGUCUGAAUAGCCCGACUGGGUCUUGGAAAUUGACCCUUCCUAUAUACACACCUUCCUGUCCCCUACUCACCCACUGUGAUUUCAAGGAACACUUUUGUGUCUUUGCUUUUAACAUAGGUAGAGCUAGGCCUCUGAGCUGUGUUCAGUUUGGAAGACCGAGAAGUUUCCAUGAGCCGAGCUCACCUGAAGUGUGUUUCUCAGUGCAUGGGAUUGUAGUUAGUUUUAUAGUCAUUUUAUUUUGACAGUUGUUGAACUGAUUUUGUUUUUUAAAAGUUUUAAACUUUCCAAGUAAUUCUUUCACUAAGAAUAUGGAUGUUUCCCAAACUAAGUUAUUUCAGAAGUAAAUACAUCUUAAGACGUUUUUUGGUUCCUUACUAUCGUUUUAUCCAGAAGUCACAGGCCAGAUUUGGGAGCGAGUCCCAGUUCCUUGACUGUGGUAUGAAAAAACACGUGCUCCACAGUGAACCAGUCGUCAAGAACUCAUAAGAAGAUUGUUUUCAGUGUUCACUUGACAGUCUGGGCGGAGAAAGGGAGCCUUGUAAACCCUGAAUUGAUGCAAAUUGUUUCGGGUGACCAUGUCCGAAAUUAAAGUUUGUGUGUUCUUGUGA